Pseudoliparis swirei is the source of this 1989-nucleotide messenger RNA. Its product is annotated as histone H3.3A. Bases 269 to 679 code for a protein of 136 amino acids. Gene Ontology annotation, cellular component: nucleosome. The transcript has 4 exons. Lineage: Eukaryota; Metazoa; Chordata; Actinopteri; Perciformes; Liparidae. Gene Ontology annotation, molecular function: structural constituent of chromatin; protein heterodimerization activity; DNA binding. The record is from RefSeq and is a predicted model, not a curated record.
AUACAUACAACAUCCGACUGGUUCGCUUAAUGUUAAUAAAACGAAAUUACAACGAGAAUCUAUCAAAAACAGCUCAAAGUGACCGCAGAUAUUAUUGUUGUGAACGCUGUUGCAUUGUGGGACAGAUGAUUGCCGCGGCGGCCAUUUUCCCGCUGGACGCUGCUUCCCAUUGUGGAUACGAAGAAGAAAAUAGAGACAAGCGAAACGUUUCCUCACGACUUCUACUCACUUUCCCCCCCAAGUCUUCUCCAGGUGAUCUUCAGCAGCAAUGGCUCGUACCAAGCAGACCGCCCGUAAGUCCACUGGAGGCAAAGCCCCCCGUAAGCAGCUGGCCACAAAGGCUGCUCGCAAGAGCGCCCCGUCCACUGGCGGCGUCAAGAAGCCCCAUCGCUACAGGCCCGGUACCGUGGCUCUGCGUGAGAUCCGUCGUUAUCAGAAGUCCACCGAGCUGCUGAUCCGCAAGCUGCCCUUCCAGCGCCUGGUGAGAGAAAUCGCCCAGGACUUCAAGACCGAUCUGCGUUUCCAGAGCGCCGCCAUCGGGGCUCUGCAGGAGGCCAGUGAGGCCUACCUGGUGGGUCUGUUUGAGGACACCAACUUGUGCGCCAUCCACGCCAAGCGCGUCACCAUCAUGCCCAAAGACAUCCAGCUGGCCCGUCGUAUCCGCGGCGAGCGCGCUUAAACGCUCCCUCCUCCUGUUUCUCCUUUUCACCUCUUCCUCCCUAUCCUUCACCAGUCUGUCUCUCCGUCCCACUGCCUCUUACCUCCCCCCUCCCCCACCCCCACCCUGUGGUAGUAGUGUGUAGAGGAAAACUGAUUAUAUUAUGAAUAAAGUGUAUAGUUGUGUCUUUCUUAGUGCUCUCUGUAGCAGACUCCUAGGGUACUCUCUUUUUGUGCAUGUGCCGACUCUUUGGUGACGAGAUCUCCUCAAGCACACGUCUCCCGGUUUGCUCCGUCUGAUCCGACUCUGUGGGGGAGAGGACGACGUCUGGAGAGGAGAAGGGAAAAAACAUGGACCGGAACCAUGCAAAUGUGGGAGGGACAGCCGGGAGGAGAGGAUGGGUAUGUGUCUGCUGGGGGACUUUUGUCUCUCUUUUUCUGCAGCAGGGUGCUAGAAGAACUUCCCGAGGUCCUCUCCUCCUGCUCGCCGCCAGCCGCGUCUCAGAAGCGACGGCGUUGGUCUCGUUUCUGGGCGGCGUCUUCGUCUGCGUGAGCGUUGGUUCUGAUCACCACAGCAUGUUGUACACGAUGCAUCGGCAUCUUUCGAGUUCUGAUUCACGAUAUCGAUCAUUGCCGUCAUGUUUUUCUUUUUCUUUUCCUUCACUUCAAACUAUGUGUAGAUGAUGUGGAGACGGGGGGAUGAAUCAGAUUAAAACACCCCAUUUGAACCGAUUCCUUUCCUACUGACUAAAAGCUACUGACUUGUUCUGGCACCACAGUUCGAUCCUCUUGUAGAUGCUCUUUUCCUAACCGACUGAAGAGUUUAACUUCAUCUGUUCUUUUUUGUGGGGUUCAAAUUGUUUAUGUCGAAUUAUUUAAAGCCUAAUCUCGAGAGCUCGGGUAUAGUGUCAGAUACUUUUGUAGCACUGGCUCAUUUUUAAAAAUAAUUAACCUUUUUCUAACAAAGGUUCAUCUAGGUAUUUUUUUAUGUUCUUCAAAACCAAAAGCUCUCUAAAGUGUGACAAUUACUAUUAUUUUUUUAAACAAACUGAUUAAAAUGUGAACAUGUAAUGUAAAUCAGUGUCGCAUGGCAAAUAAUACUGGUGUUUUCUGUAUACGUCCCCCCCUUUGCUUCUAUUGUUUUCCUCCGGAAUCAGUCGAUCGUCUGUAUACCGUUUCUCAGGUCGUCCUGUCACCCUUUUAAUUUAAUUUUUUUUCUUUUGCUCAAUUUGAUUUUCUUUUUUGAAAUGUUGAGGAUGAUGUUUCAAUUAAACAAUGUUUGUAAUUUCCAGAUUUGUCAUAUAAGGUGGUAAUAAAUGGAUGUUACACACA